This is a messenger RNA of Nomascus leucogenys (northern white-cheeked gibbon), 3195 nucleotides long. RefSeq names its product poly(ADP-ribose) polymerase family member 9 (gene PARP9). Gene Ontology annotation, biological process: positive regulation of type II interferon-mediated signaling pathway; negative regulation of gene expression. The record is from RefSeq and is a predicted model, not a curated record. Gene Ontology annotation, cellular component: cytoplasm; nucleus. The coding region runs from base 296 to 2755 and encodes 819 amino acids. The transcript has 11 exons. NCBI's taxonomy places the organism in Eukaryota, Metazoa, Chordata, Mammalia, Primates, Hylobatidae. Gene Ontology annotation, molecular function: ubiquitin-like protein ligase binding; NAD+ poly-ADP-ribosyltransferase activity; transcription corepressor activity.
CUCCCUGUUCCCGGCAGAGCCGCUUCCCCCUCCUCCCUGUGCUGUCCGCACCGAGGCGAGCGGCCUGCCAGGUGAGUAGGUCCGGUGCCCCUGGGCCCUCGGAAUCCCCUCUCCUGCAGGCUCGGGGUGGGAGGGGGAGAGGAGGGACGGGCGCGGACCCGAGUCCCAGGGCCAGGCCUCCCUUGUGAGUAGACUAUGCAAAGAAAAAGUGGGCCACCAUAUCUGGAAACUACAGUCUAUGCUUUGAAGCGCAAAAGGGAAUAAACAUUUAAAGACUCCCCCGGGGACCUGGAGGAUGGACUUUUCCAUGGUUGCCGGAGCAGCAGCUUACAAUGAAAAAUCAGAGACUGGCGCUCUUGGAGAAAACUAUAGUUGGCAAAUUCCCAUUAACCACAAUGACUUCAAAAUUUUAAAAAAUAAUGAGCGUCUGCUGUGUGAAGUCCUCCAGAAUAAGUUUGGCUGUAUCUCUACCCUGGUCUCUCCAGUUCGGGAAGGCAACAGCAAAUCUCUGCAAGUGUUCAGAAAAAUGCUGACUCCUAGGAUAGAGUUAUCAGUCUGGAAAGAUGACCUCACCACACAUGUUGUUGAUGCUGUGGUGAAUGCAGCCAAUGAAGAUCUUCUACAUGGGGGAGGCCUGGCCCUGGCCCUGGUGAAAGCUGGUGGAUUUGAAAUCCAAGAAGAGAGCAAACAGUUGGUUGCCAGAUAUGGUAAAAUACCAGCUGGUGAGAUAGUUGUCACAGGAGCAGGGAAGCUUCCCUGCAAACAGAUCAUCCAUGCUGUUGGGCCUCGGUGGGUGGAGUGGGAUACACAGGGAUGUAUUGGGAAGCUGCAGAGGGCCAUUGUAAGGAUUCUGGAUUAUGUCAUCUGUGAAAAUACUCACAUUAAGACAGUAGCAAUUCCAGCCUUGAGCUCUGGGAUUUUUCAGUUCCCUCUGAAUUUGUGUACAGAGACUAUUGUACAGACUAUCUUGGUUAAUUUGCAAGGGAAGCCAAUGAUGAGUAAUUUGAAAGAAAUUCACCUGGUGAGCAAUGAGGACCCUACUGUUGCUGCCUUUAAAGCUGCUUCAGAAUUCAGCCUAGGAAAGAGUGAGCUGGGACAAGAAACAACCCCUUCUUUCAAUGCAAUGGUCGUGAACAACCUGACCCUCCAGAUUGUCCAGGGCCACAUUGAAUGGCAGAUGGCAGAUGUAAUUGUUAAUUCUGUAAACCCACAUGAUAUUACAGUUGGACCUGUGGCAAAGUCAAUUCUACAACAAGCAGGAGUUGAAAUGAAAUCGGAAUUUCUUGCCACAAAGGCUAAACAGUUUCAACGGUCCCAACUGGUACUGGUCACAAAAGGAUUUAACUUGUCCUGUAAAUAUAUAUACCAUGUACUGUGGCAUUCAGAAUUUCGUAGACCUCAGACAUUAAAACGUGCAAUGAAGGAGUGUUUGGAAAAAUGCAUUGAGCAAAAUAUAACUUCCAUUUCCUUUCCUGCCCUUGGGACUGGAAACAUGGAAAUAAAGAAGGAAACAGCAGCAGAGAUUUUGUUUGAUGAAGUUUUAACAUUUGCCAAAGACCAUGUAAAACACCAGUUAACUGUAAAGUUUGUGAUCUUUCCAACAGAUUUGGAGAUAUAUAAGGCUUUCAGUGCUGAAAUGGCAAAGAGGUCCAAGAUGCUGAGUUUGAACAAUUACAGUGUCCUGCAGUCAACCAGAGAGGAGAAAAGAGAAAAUGGGCUUGAAGCUAGAUCUCCUGCCAUCAAUCUGAUGGGAUGCAACAUGGAAGUGAUGUGUGAGGCCCGCGCAUGGAUCCAAAGAAUCCUGAGUCUCCAGAACCACCACAUCAUUGAGAAUAAUCAUAUUCUGUACCUUGGGAGAAAGGAACAUGACAUUUUGUCUCAGCUUCAGAAAACUUCAAGUGUCUCCAUCACAGAAAUGAUCAGCCCAGGAAGGACAGAGUUAGAGAUUGAAGGAGCCCAGGCUGACCUCAUUGAGGUGGUUAUGAACAUUGAAGAUAUGCUUUGUAAAGUACAGGAGGAAAUGGCAAGGAAAAAGGAGCAAGGCCUUUGGCGCUUGUUAGGACAGUGGACUAAUCAGCAACAAAAAACCCAAGACGAAAUGAAAGAAAAUAUCAUAUUUCUGAAAUGUCCUGUGCCUCCCACUCAAGAGCUUCUAGAUCAAAAGAAACAGUUUGAAAAAUGUGGUUUGCAGGUUCUAAAGGUGGAGAAAAUAGACAAUGAGGUCCUUAUGGCUGCCUUUCAAAGAAAGAAGAAAAUGAUGGAAGAAAAACUGCACAGGCAACCUGUGAGCCAUAGGCUGUUUCAGCAAGUCCCAUACCAGUUCUGCGAUGUGGUAUGCAGAGUUGGCUUUCAAAGAAUGUACUCGGUACCUUGCGAUCUAAAAUACGGAGCUGGCAUAUACUUCACCAAGAACCUCAAAAACCUGGCAGAGAAGGCCAAGAAAAUCUCUUUUGCAGAUAAGCUGAUCUAUGUGUUUGAGGCUGAAGUACUCACAGGCUCCUUCUGCCAGGGACAUCCGUUAAAUAUUGUUCCCCCACCACUGAGUCCUGGAGCUAUAGAUGGUCAUGACAGUGUGGUUGACAAUGUCUCCAGCCCUGAAACCUUUGUUAUUUUUAGUGGCAUGCAGGCUAUACCUCAGUAUUUGUGGACAUGCACCCAGGAAUAUGUACAGUCACAAGAUUACUCAUCAGGACCAAUGAGACCCUUUGCACAGCAUCUUUGGAGGGGAUUCACAAGUGGCAGCCCUGUUGAUUAAUCUCUACAUCAUUUUAACAGCUAGUAUGGCCUUACCUUGGGUGAACUAACCAAAUAAUGACCAUCGAUGGCUCAAAGAGUGGCUUGAAUAUAUCCCAUGGGUUAUCUGUAUGGACUGACUGGGUUAUUGAAAGGACUAGCCACAUACUAGCAUCUUAGUGCCUUUAUCUGUCUUUAUGUCUUGGGGUUGGGGUACGUAGAUACCAAAUGAAACACUUUCAGGACCUUCCUUCCUCUUGCAGUUGUUCUUUAAUCUCCUUUACUGGAGGAGAUAAAUAUUUUGCAUAUAAUGAAGAAAUUUUUCUAGUAUAUAACCCAGGUCUUUUAUUUUCUAAAAUGAUGAUAGUAUAAAAAUAUUAGGAUAACAGAAUGAUUUUAGAUUUUCCAGAGAAUAUUAUAAAGUGCUUUAGAUAUGAAAAUAAAUCAUCUUUGUCUGAUUAA